This is a messenger RNA of Loxodonta africana (African savanna elephant), 8938 nucleotides long. RefSeq names its product zinc finger protein 555-like. Gene Ontology annotation, biological process: regulation of DNA-templated transcription. The transcript is spliced from 4 exons. Lineage: Eukaryota; Metazoa; Chordata; Mammalia; Proboscidea; Elephantidae. The record is from RefSeq and is a predicted model, not a curated record. Bases 161 to 1615 code for a protein of 484 amino acids.
GCGUGCGGAUGACGUUGUUCGGGUCGGUCGCGGCUCAGGCGCGUCUCGGCCGCCGUGCGCAGCCCCGGGUCCCCGUGUCACCGUCCCGUCCUCUCAGAUGCCCUAGCCUGGAGGGGCAGCAGGAGCGACCUUCCGAGGUCUCCCCAGAAGGGAGACGGCCAUGGAGUCUGUGGUCUUUGAGGAUGUAGCUGUGGACUUCACUCUGGAAGAGUGGGCUUUGCUGGAUCCGGUUCAGAGGAAGCUCUACAGAGAUGUGAUGCUGGAAACCUUCAGGAACCUGGCCUCACUAGAUGAUGAGUCUUCGUGUAAAGCUAGUGGGUCAGUUUCUCAACAGGAUAUUUCUGGGAAAAAAAUAUCCAAGGAACAUAGAAUAACAAAGUUCACAGGAAAUGAUUCUUGGGCCUCCAUUUUAGGAAAAAUUUCGGCAGACCUUAGCAAUGAAGAUCAGCCUGAAAACCAUGGCAGGAAUAUGAGAAAUAUGGUUGAGAGACUCUGUGAAAGUACUGAACGUAAUCAAUGUGGAGAAACCUCCUGCCAGAUUCCAAAUCUUAUUCCGUACAAGAAGACGCCUACAAGAGUCAAUCCAUAUGAAAGCAGUGAGUGUGGGAAAGCCUUCAUGCACCAUUCCUCCCUUAAGAUGCAUAUUGCAGAUCACACUGGACACAAACCAUAUCAAUGUCAGGAAUGUGGGAAGGCCUUUAGUUGUCCAUCAUAUCUAAGAACUCAUAUGAGAAGUCACAGUGGAGAAAGACCUUAUGCAUGUAAAUUAUGCGGGAAAGCUUUCAGUUACCUCCAUUCCUUUCGAAGGCACGAAAGGACCCAUAGUAAAGAGAAACCCUAUGAAUGUAAGGAAUGUGGGAAAGCCUUUAAGUGGCCCUUAUCCUUACAAACACAUAUCAGUACACACACUGGAGAGAAACCAUAUGAAUGUAAGCAAUGUGGGAAAACCUUCAAAUGGCCCUUAUCUUUACGAACACAUAUGAGCACACACACUGGACAGAAACCAUAUGAAUGUAAGCAGUGUGGGAAAGCUUUUAUUUGGCCCACAUCGUUAUGUACACAUAGGAGAACACAAUGUGGAGAGAAACCCUAUGAAUGUGAGCAGUGUGGGAAAACCUUCAGUUGGGCCAUAUCCUUCCAAAGGCAUGUGAGAGUGCACACUGGAGAGACACCCUAUGAAUGCAGUCAAUGUGGAAAAACCUUCAAAUGGCCUAUAUCCUUACGAACACAUAUGACUACACACACUGGAGAGAAACCCUAUGAAUGUAAACAAUGCGGGAAGGCCUUCAGUCAAAUUUCACACCUUCGAGAACAUGUGAGAAUGCAUACUGGAGAGAAGCACUAUGAAUGUAAGGAAUGUGGGAAAGCCUUCAAGUGGUCUUCAUCGUUACUAAAACACAUGAGAAUGCACAGUGGAGAGAAACCAUACGAAUGUGAACAGUGUGGGAAAACCUUCAAAUGGCCAUUAUCCUUACGAACACAUAUGAGUACACAUACUGGAGAGAAACCCUAUGAAUGUAAGCAAUGUGGGAAAGCUUUCAUUUGGCCUACAUCAUUACAUACACAUAGGAGAACACAGUGUGGAGAGAAACCCUAUGAAAUAAUUGUUCUAUAAGUAAGCAGUUACUAGAACAAUGACACUUUAGUAUUUGUUGGGAUUUUUCUUACUGGCAUCAUGUCGUAGAUACUGGCUAUCAGUUUCCCAUUAUAAUAAUUCUACUUCUUUUUUUUUUUUUAAUUUUUUUAUUGUGCAUUAACUGAAAGUUUACAGAGCAAAUUAGUUUCCCAUUCAGUAGUUUGUACAUAAAGUGUUCCACGACGUUGGUUUCAUUCCCCACAAUGUGUCAGCAUUCUCCUCACUUCUGCCCUGUGUUCCCCAUUUCCUUUUGUCCUGAUUUUCUACCCCUUUCUGCCUUCUCAUCUUUGCUUUUAGGCAAAUGUCACCCUUUUGAUCGAGUAUAAUUGAUUGUUCUAAGGAGCAUGUUCCUCUCCAGUAUUACUAUUUUAUGGGCCUGUCUGGCUUGGUUGAAAGGUCAUCUCCAGGAAUGGCUUCAGUUCCAGUUCAGAAGGGUAUCUUAGGGUCACAGUCUCAGGGGUUUGUUUUUAACUCCUAAGGAGCCUUCGUGGCACAGAGGUUAAGUGCUUGACUCCUCAAACAAAAGUCUGUGGUUCGUCACCAGCCGUAAUCCAAGGGAGAAAGAUGUGGCAGUCUGCUUCUGUAAAGAUUUACAGCCUUGGAAACCCUAUGGGGCAGUUCUCCUCUGUCCUGUCGGGUCAGUAGGAGUUGGAAUCCACUUGAAAGCAAUGAGUGUGUUUUUGAUUUGGGUUUUCAACUCUUAAGAGUGCCAUAGCUGGGUCAUACGGUAACUCUGUGUUUAACCUUUAUUUUGAGGGGGGGCUUUAGAUGAAAGUUUAUAGCUCAAGUUAAUUUCUCAUACAAAAACUUAUAUUGUUCUGUGACCUUAGUUGCAAUCCCUGUAAUGUGACAGCACACUCCCCCUUUCCACUCUAGGUUUCCUGUGUCCACUCAACCAGCUCCUAUCCCUUUCUGCCUUCUCAUCCAACCUCUGGACAGGAGCUGCCCGUUUAGUCUUGUGUACCUACUUGAACUAAGAAGCACAAUCUUCACGAGUAUUAUUUUAUGUUUUAUAGUUCAGUCUAAUCUUUGUCUGAAGAGUGGGCUUUGGGAAUGGUUUUAGUUCUGGGUUAACAGAGAAUCUGGGGGCCAUGUCUUCUGGGGUCCUCUAGUCUCAGUCAGACCAUUAAGUGUGGUCUUUUUACAUGAAUUUGAGUUCUGUACUCCACGUUUCUUGUGCUCCAUCAGGGCUUCCCCGUUGUGUUCCCUGUCAGGGCAGUCAUUGGUGGUAGCCAGGCACCAUCUAGUUCUUCUGGUCUCAGGCUGAUGGAGUCUCUGGUUUAUGUGGACCUUUUGUCUCUUGGGCUAAUAUUUUCCUCAUGUCUUUGGUGUUCUUCAUUCUCCUUUGCUCCAGGUAGGUCGGGACCAAUUGAGGCAUCUUAGAUGGCCACUCACUAGCUUUUAAGACCCCAGACGCCACUCACCAAAGAGGGAUGCAGAACAUUUUCUUAAUAAAGUUUGUUAUGCCAAUUGACCUGGAUGUCCCCUGAAACCAUGGUCCCCAAACCCCUGCCCCUGCUCCUCUGUCCCUCAAAGUGUUUGGUUUUGUUCAGGAAACUUCUUAGCUUUUGGUUUAGUCCAGUUGUGCUGACUUCCCCUGUAUUGUGUGUUGUCCUUCCCUUCACCUAAGAUAGUUCUUGUCUCCUAUCUAGUUGGUGAAUACCUCUCUCCCUCCCUCAUUCUACUUUUUUAGUGAGAGAAUUUACAUUUUCCCCCAUUAUUACCAUUGUCCUUAUUCCAUUAUCCUUGCUAGUAAACAGUUGGCAGAAAGUUUUAAUUAGGUAAAGUUCUUCCAAAAUAUAGUCUGAUGUAAAUUGUUAUUUUCAACCUUUGCCCCUUUCUCUUUGACCUUGCUUCUGACUGGGAAUUAGACAAUAGGCUUUGCAUUCAGAUGCCUGUCAUAUGAUAAUGAAAUCUAGAGUUGGAGAUGAUUAUCUUGAAUUGUGUUAUACCAGUGUGAAUUUGAUGGGGAAUUACAUUUACCCAAAUCCUUGGCACAGACAAAGACAGACACCAUGUGAGUAUCAUCUAUAAGCCAAGGAAUGAAGGAACACUCAGGGCUACUGAAAAAGGAAGUAACUGACACACUGAGACCCUGAUUUGGACUUGCAUCUUCUACAACAUUGAGAACACAAUAUUUGUUAAGUAAAGCCACUCACUUGUGGUAUUUGUUUUUAUAGCAGUACUAGAUAAAUUAGAUAAACCAUGGACUGCCAGAAGAACGAACAAAUCUGUCUUAGAAGAAGUACAACCACAAUGCUCCUUAGAAAUGAGAAUGGCAAGACUUUUCUUAUGUACUUCGGACAUGUUAUAAGGAGGGACCAGUCCUUGGAGAAGGACAUCAUGCUUGGUGAAGUAGAUAGAAGGUCAGCAAAAAAGAGGAAGACCCUCAAUGAGAUGGGUUGCCACAGUGGCUACAACAAUGUGUUCAAACAUAGCAACGAUUGUGAGGAUGGCGCAGGACUGGACAGUGUUUUGUUCUGUUAUACAUAGGGUCACUACAAGUCAGAACCAACUUGAUGGCACCUGACAACAACAACUAGAUAACUAAGACAGAAUUUGGUGCCAGAGAGUGGCAGUCUGCUCUAAAAAAUACCUACAGUGUGGGAAGGGCUUUGGCCCUUUGGUUAACGGAUAGAAGCUGGAGGAAUUUUGAUGUGCUUCAUGGUAAAAGCCUGUUUUGGUUUGAAGAGACUGUUGGUAGAAUUGUGGACAUUAAUCGCAGUUCUGAUGAAGGGUCAGAAAGAAAUGAGGAAUCCUGUAGAGACAGCUUCUAUUGCCAUAAACAGAAUGUUGCUAGAAACAAUGUUAAAUAUGCUUUUGUUGAGGAUUUAAAAGGAAAUGAUGGACAUAUUAUUUGAUACUGAAGAAAGGAUGAUCCUUUAUAUAAUGUGGCAAAGUACUUGUCUAAAUUAUGUUGAAUGUUUUGUGGAAAGUAGAACUUGUAAGUGAUGAACUUGAAUAUUUGGCUGAGGAGAUUUCUAAGCAAAAUCUUGAAAAUCCAGCCUGGUUACUCCUUGCUACUCAUAGUAGAAUUAGGGAGGAAAGAGAGAGACUUAAAAAUAAAUUGUGCAAAAUGAAACCAGAACUUAAAGGUUUGAAAUAUCCUGUUGUACAGACUAAGAAAUUGUGCUCUGAAACUUUCAUCAAGAACAUGGCUACACAAUCUUUUGCUAAAAGAUUUGGCCUAUGACUGAUAGAUCUAAUCAACUACCUCAGCAGAAAUCCAGUCAGCUUAGACUGAGAGGGAUGGAGACAGGACAAAACGAAGGAAAAUUUUCUGCCCUGUGCAAUUCUAUGGGCAGAAAACUUGGUUGUGAAUAUCUCUUGUCCUCCAAGAAAAGAAAAAUGCCAUCCCAGGUGCAGCUUGGAGAUCAGCGGGAGCACAGCGGGGACAGUGCUGCCUCAGUUUCCAAGGGUGGAGCUGCCAUGUCAGUGGGCCAAGAUAACGGAGCCGCCUGAACUCGGGUGGACUAGGAGAAUGGGGCUGCUAGAGCCAAGGGAGCGGGAUGUCUGUCCCAGUGGACUUAGAAGGUGACGCCCAGAGUACAGAGACUGUGGCCUAUGCCCAGAGCCUGGUGGGCAGGCCGUUGCUCAGAGGUUUUCGGGGAAGAGAAGAUUAUUUUCAAUCCCUAAGAGCUAAUGAAAUUUGUUCUGCUGGGUUUUGGACUUAUGUUGGACUUGUGACCCCUUCUUUCCCUCCAGUUUCUCCCUUUUGGAAUGGCAGUGCCUACCUGUACCUGUCCCACCAUUGUACAUUGGAAAUGGAUUACUUGUAGUCUAGGUUUCACAGGUCAGUAGGUGAAGAGGAAUUUUUUCCCAGGAUGGAACACGCCCAGAGUCUCACCCAUGCUUGAUUUAAAUGAUUGAGAAGAUGAAAUUUUGAACUUAGAGUUGAUAAUGAAUAGGUUAAGCCUUUUGUGGAUGAUGUGAUAGGGUGAAUGUGUUUUGCACAUGGGAAGAAGAUGAAUUUUGGGAAGCCAGUGGGUGGAAUGUUACGGAUUUAAAUGUGUCCCUGGAAAUAUGUGUUGGAAUCCUAUCCACUAUACUUGUGGAUAUAAUCCUGUUUAGACAUAGGGUUUCUUUGUUAUGUUAAUGAAGUCAUACCAGUGUAGGGUGUGCCGUAAACAUAAUCACUUCUGAGUUAAGAGCAGAAUAGACCUAGAUACAGCACAAACAGGUGAAGACAGGUGCCACAGGUGAAGACAGGAACACCUACGGCUGCUGACAAGGAAGGAAUCCACAUGACUGGGACCCUAAUGGACUUUUAGCUUCCAUAACUGUGAGAAGGUAAAUUUCUGUUCUUUGAACCCACUCGCAUGCGGUAUUUGUCUUACAGCAGCAGCAUAAGUAAGACGAUUUGAGACCCUUGAAGAGGAAAAUUUUCAAUGCGUUUUAUAGGAGGAGAAGGUGGAAACUUUGUUUUAAUGACCCACAAAGCCUCCAAAAGGCCAUUUCCUUUUUCACAGUUAUCAUUUGCAUAUGCCUAGAUGUCUAGCACUAGCUAGGACAGAGGAAAAAAAGUGGCACCAUUGUGUUUUCAUUAUGGAGCAAAGAUAAUCUUUCUCCAUUUUCCCCAUGUUAAUUCAUGUUUUUGUAUCACUGCAGAGGUUGUGAUUUGGAGAUCUGCCUCUCAUUUGAGCUGUCACCCACAUCGUCCCUAUUAUCAUGCCAGUUGAGAGAGUUGAUCACAUAGCCCACAGAAUUUUGCCAGCUAAGCUCACGUAACUCACUGUAAUACGACCUCUCAGUUUUGAAGACUUCGUCUGCUCUGCUACCUGUACUUGGUUCUGUCAAAAAAGUAGAAUAUGGAUCAGUGCUGGAAGACAGGCACGGUCACUCAGUUUUACAAACACGGCAUCACAUUUUACAGAACGCCUCCUCGGGCUGUAGGGCAUUCAUUUUAUAGGACAUGGUGGAAAAGGCAAAGGUAGAGAGAUCUAACACAGAUGAGUGGUUGUGGGUGGGGUUUUGAGUACAAAUGGGCCCACAAGAGUGUUCUUUUGGGGUGAUAGAGUGUUCUGUACCUUGAUAGCGGUGUAAAUAUGCAUUUAGGGAAACUUAAAAUUGUGAAUUUCAGUGUAUAUGUAUUUUAAGAAAUAAACAUAAAACUAGCCAACAACCAUUUCAUAUGCUAAGAGGAUACUUACCCUCUUAAAGCUUGGUUUAUGAGUGUGGAACAACACUUCUUUCUGUAACCUUGGGACCCUUCUUAGGAAGAACUGAAGGACUAGGGAAGAAGGACUUGGGCCCCUUUUGUUCCUGUGAACCACUUCGUAGUUAGGAAAACACCCUCUAGGAUGUCCUCAGUUCAUAGGCAUAACUGGGGGAAGUGGGUUGCCUCCUGGAAUCUGCCUUUGUGGCUAGACCAGGUUCCUGGGUGUAACCUCAGAGACCUGUGGGGAUGCUAUCCUCCUGAAACAUGAAGGCACACCUUCAGUCCUCCCCAAGGAUGACCUUGCCUGGGGAGUUUCUAACCCACAAGAUCAGCCCAUCUAGAGUGCCAUAACUUGGGCCGUGACAGGCCCCUGCCUCCCACGGACUCAGGUAUCCCAUCCUGUAGCUCUCACAGAGACAGUGAGGACUCAGGAAAUUUCUCACUGACCACGACUUCUGAAGGAACCUCCUUUGGAAACUGGUUUAGAUGCAGGGAGAUAGCCUUCCACCACAUGGGAUGAACGUGAAUGCAGUUCACUCUGUGAAGCUCAAGUUGACAUGUGCCUGUGACGGGGUCUGUGCACAAACCCCAGUGUGCCUGUGUCUGUUGAGCAAGGUUGUUCAGUAAGUACUUACUGAAGCUCUUGUGGGUAACUGGCUGUUACGGAUUGAAUUGUGUCCCUCAAGAGAUAUGUGUUGGAAGCCGAAUUCCUGUAUGUGUGAACAUAAUCUAAUGAAAUUACAUUCCCGAGUGCAAUCUAAUGUGGUAGUAUCAGUCAGUGGAGGGCCUAUCAGUGUAUGGUAAGUCCUGAACAUACCCACUUUUGAGUUACAUGAAGAGCAGCAUGGAAACAGAAGGGGCCCUGGUCGUGCAGUGGUUAAAAUGCUCAGAUGCUAACUGAAAGGUCAGUGGUUCCAACCCUCCAUCCGUACCGGAGAAACAUACGGCAGUCUGCUCCAGUAAAGAUUACAGCCUUGGGAACCCUGUGGGACACUUCUGCUCUGUCCUGUAGGGUCACUAUGAGUCAGAAUCGAUUCGAUGGCGGUGGGUUUGGUUUGAGUUUGUAGAUUACGGAGAGGUGUGUUCAGACCUGGCGCGGGGGGUAGGGCUGGAGACGGCUGCUGUGUGAGGAUCAUCACAAGCUAAGGGACAAGGCAACGCCUGGGACCACCUUGAAAGGAAGGCAUUCACAAGAGUGAGACCUUGAUGUGGACUUCUAGCCUCCACAACUCGGAGGAAAUAAAUACCUGUUCUUUCAAGCCCCACCACUUGUAGUAUUUCUGUUACAGCAGCAGGAGACUAAAACAUGGGCCCUGUUGUAGAUGCUGCAGUGAACAAAUUGGAAAAAUUUUCCCUGUCUCCUUGAAACUGGAGUUCUAGGUGACAAGGAACAAGGGCAUAAGUGAAAUAUACAAGGUAAGGGUGGUGGCACAUCCUCUGGAGGAAAAUAAGGCUGGAGCAGGGGUGGUGGUGCUGAAGGCCAGGGCCGGCUGUGUCUGUGGGGGAGGGUGCUACUCCCUCUGGUACCACUGCCUCUGAGUGGGUCUGUGUCAGGGUGUGUCACCUGCAUUUCCCAGUGACAAAGUCUGCGUGAUUUUGUGUGCCUGUCUGCAGGGCCUUGGUCUGUGUAGCAGUUCCGUGUGUUCCUGUGGUGGUCCCUGUGACCGGGCAGAAGUGUCUGCCAGUGUCUGUCUCACUGCAUGGCUGCGGUGUGUCAGUAUGUCUCUGUGUGUCGUCCAGUCUGUGUGUGUGAUAAAACUGAAAGGCACAGCAGGCCCAGAUAAACUUACAAGGGAAUUGUAUUUAACAUUUCAGAGGUGCAUGUUUGUAUUACAGUGAACCCCGUGAGAGCCGGAACUUGGUGGGACUGCCUCGUUUUUCCAGGUCUUGCGAGUUUUCUGCCUUUAACAGGGUACUGUCUUAUCCUUUUUCUAUUGCUUGUUUCAGUAGAAAAUAUUUGAGUUUUCUUUCUCUGACAGGUUUCUGCCUUACACAGGUUCCAGCUUUUGCAGGUUUUCCUGUUUUAAAUUUUUCCAGUUUAAAAAGGAAUAAAUCGCACUGGCCCUUGUAUUGAGGGACGCAGGCCCUCCCGCCUGGCCCCGCGUCCAGAAGGAGAUGCAAGAGGCCCCGGAGCUGGGGGAGAA